GCCAUUCGGUUUGUGUCGCGCACGCGCUCUAAGCGCCGACCAGAACAGGUGAUGUUACGUACCUGUGGUGAUGUCUCACGAUCAUCGUCAUCGUGCGUAUCGGAUCGCCGCGCACGAUCUGCUUAGACAACGCGACAUUCGACUGUGAUAAUUGCUGAGCCUUCGUCGCGUCCGUGCGAUCGCGAACACUGCAAACACGCCGUAAUGACUUCCGCGAUGACGGACUCGAGAUAAAAUCGUGCGGAAGUCGGGCGCUCCCGAGAACACAGGAGGCACAGAGGAGAAUCAUGGCUUUUCCACCCUUAGUCAGUUCUACCCCACCACCGUUGGAUAACUUUGGGGAGUCUGAUGAAGAUGAAUUUGGAGACUUUACAGCUGGUGGAAUAGAUGGUUUAUCAAUUUCAUCCGAGUCUCCGCAGAAAGUUAUUACUCCGAUACAAACACCAAUAGCGUCGCAGAAUGUAUCUCCUAGAAUAAACGGUAUUAAUAAGUCAUCAGUAUUGGACAGUUGCCCUAAGAUAAGCGAAGCCUUAAAAUGCGGCGUGAUCGACGAGCUAUUGAUCGUCGAGAAGACGACGGACAGUGUAAGCCACAUAAAACUGAAGGACGAUAGUAGCAUAUUGGAGAACAAUUUCGACGAAGCUAGCGUAACAGACCACAAUGCGUUAGAUUUAUCUAGGAAUUGCUGCGAAUCGUUUAACAUUGGCAAUAGCGUUGAUCACGUUUGUACUCAGAAUGUUUUAGCUAAGGAAAAUUUUGUUGAUACAGAUGUAAUUAGUAGUAACAACAGUAGUUUAGCCGAUAGCGUAAAGACGGUCAGCGAGCAAGAGAUAUCGUCGAACGGUCUGGAGGCGAACGAUGAGGCGGAACCCGCGAGUCUAGAUCUGGAGGAUCCCGCGAGCACGCCGGACAUUCUGCAGCAGCUGGACGACGAUUUUUACAAUUACGAACAGUUCAAAGAUACCACCGAGUGGAACAAUGAUGGCACUUGUGAUAAAAAGGCGGAUAUAAUUAUGACGGAUUACUUGAACGAUAACAAGCCUAAUUCCGUGGACGCGGAAUAUAACGUGAUGUCGUAUAGAGACAAAGACGACAUCAACGACGAGUCCGCCUUCAUCCGCGACGAAGAGACGAUUUCUAGUUUCGUCACCUCGCAAGAAUUCAAUCUGAGCGGCACGGAUGUCUACAAUCAGUCCGAUUGCGAAUACAGUAUUGCACCGAAGUACAUAGAAAUGUACGACGUGAUAUCCGAUAGCGAGACGAGCGCCAAGAAGUCGAACACCCUGCGCGAUUCGUUCGGCUUUGAUUUCACCUUCGACGACACGUCCGUCAAGGAGAAGUCAAAUCUGAAUUGCGCGUCUGUACACACGCCUAGCGAGGAUAUAAAGAACUCUAAUGUGAAAAGCGACGAAAGCACAUUUCCCGUUAGCUUUUGUGCCGAUGCAAACAAUGCCGUACAAUCAAAAGUGAGCGAAUAUGCAGAAACGGAGAAUCAAAUUGUUCAAAACGCGAAUGUAGAUAGAGCGAACGAAGAAGUUCCUGUACACAGCGACAAAGUGAUUGAGAAAGAGCGUGAACUGCGUAUCGUCGAAAACGGUCUCGAUAUGCACGAUUUCGAUAAUUCCGAUUUCACAGAGUUCAUGGAACACAGAAAUUUCGACCACGUGUCAGGAUUGACGAUUAGCUUCGAUCCCGCGUCCGGUGACUGCGAAACAGUACAAAUUCACAAUUCACACGCAUCUUUAACCGAAACGGCGCACGAAUUUUCACUGAACGAAGGUGCCUCACUGCCACCCAUUACUACCACCCUUGAUUGCGUAAGGGACAAGAUUAAUCUUACGAGUGAUGCGAGCGAAGAACGUGCCGCGUACAAGAGCGAUGGUUCCGUAGUGUAUUUCGACGAUGACGAGUUUUGUGAUUUUCAUUUGAAUAAGAGCGAUUCGGCAGCGAUCUCCAAUGUGCAGGAGAGUUGCGCCGGUUUUGAAAACACGGGGCUCGACGACGAUGAGUUUGGCGAUUUCGCCAAUUUCUCGAGCGCGACAACGGAAUGGAAGCCCGACGUUGGCGAGGAAUCGGAAGUGCCUGACGACAACGACGAUUUUGGAGACUUUAGCAAUUUCGAGACAUCCGCGAGUGUAGUAGAGGCACAGCAGUUUAGUUUGCGAGAGUCUAUAUGUCGGAUAGAAAACAAGAACGCCGCGAAUAAGAUAGAGGAUAUAAUAACAAGUAUGUUUCCCGAUGUUCCUGAAAUUCGCGAAGUCGAGUUAAAAUCUUUAAUAGACAAAUCGGACGGCGUUUGGCAGAGUGUGAAGAGCGUGGAAGAAACCAACGCUCUCACCUAUCAAUGGGCGAACAGUAGUAGUAACAACGUUCUGCUGAACGCUCUCGGCAUCGAUUCCAGAAACAUUCUGUUCGGGCCGAGGUGGAAUCCGAAUAUACCGAGAUUUGCCGCGAAUCUCGGUUUCACCCCGUUAGAGCCGAUUAAAGCCACCGAACCCUCGCAAUCCUCUGCAUCAUCGAGCGCUAAUAAGGCGCAAGGCGCAGCGUGUUCAGAUGAAGUACCUGCCGCCCAAUUUGAUUGGAAUAGUUCUGGCCUUGUUAAUCCUCUAGAUGGUAGUGGUGGUGGGUUAUCUGCUCUUCUACCUUUGGACUUGUUAUGUCCAUUUGAUCCUCUAUUAACACCUCACUGCUCUACACAUUCCGAAUCUUAUCAUCAGUCAGCUUGCUCAACGAACUCUGUUUAUUACUAUCCGGAGGCAGUUGCACAAGAACCAAAUUAUCAACAUGUAAAAUCGCAAUGUCUGGCCGACUUGUCCGACAAUUCGGCGAAGCAGCAAAAACAACCCCCAGCGUCCAAAAUAAUAGAACCGUUGCCGGGACCCUGCAUAUCGGAGUGGAAGAAAAAGAUCGAACAGGACUUUGAUGUUAAGCAAAAAAACAAUUUGUCGUAUAAUAAGUCGUUGAAAAGUGUUCCGCCGCUCAACAAUAAGUCAUUACCCGCGAGCAAUAACGUUACUAAGACGUACGAGUAUCACAGAAAGACGUCAGUAAGUAGGCGAGAGAACGCGCAGAGUGCGGAGAACGUGGUGAUGGAUCGAUACGGGCGAGCUAUGACCGUGCAGACAGAAACCAUGAAGGUUCUGAAUCAAUUGCCAGACCUCUCGUUCCUGAGCGCGAGAACUCUGUUGUUCAAUCGCGAGCAGCGGCAGAUCGUGCCGGAUCUGGGUGCUUUGAUAAAUCGGAAGAUGCCCGGCUGAGUAACAUCGGUCUGAAUGCGAGUUUGAAAGGGCAUAUACAGGAGUGAGGGAGAAAGUAAUCUCUUCUCUCUCGAAAAACUUGUUGCAAGUCGGACGUUUCCUAAAAUGACCCGUGCAAUCAAAAAAAAGAAAAAAAAAACAUACUUCUGCUACCUUUCAAACCUGUGUUCAGACCAACCUCUGGCCCAAUCCUAUUGGCUCUUCCACGUCGGAAAAAAAGAAUUACACGAGACACACUGUGUACGUGAAACCAACUUUACUAAUACAUUUCGCUUGUGGCACCGAGCACUUUGAAACAUUCCGAACCAUCGUCGUUUUUGUGAUCGCACCACUAAUGUUGUUAAUUUUCUUCUUUUUUUUUUAAGAGAUGUUCUUACUCUCCGUUGUGCAAUUCUAAUUUACUGUUACGUUCGAUCGUUUUUAGAAACUUAUAGCGCGCAGGUUUGUUCUGUUCGACGACCGCGUGGGUUUUGUUAGAGUAAUUUUUGCAUUCUUAAAACCCUAAGCAUUCACAUUCGGCUAUGUUCUAGUCUCUACAGUUUUUAAAACGGUAAGUUGUGUAUGUAUUAUAUAUGUGUAUACGUUACAUCCGUUCGGUGUACAUUUUCGGCGAUAAUUGCUGGCAAUCAGCUCCAAAGUAUUAUAUAUAUAUAUAUAUCCAUUCGUAUUGUAUAUUCGAAAUUUCAUCUGCACCGACGUUCCGGAACAUUCGGAAUGUUACGUGUGAUUAUCUCCGUACGACUUUCAUCUGCUGCAGAUUCAAGCAAAAUAUUCCUAAUCACACAUAGAAAAAAAAAACACACACACACUUAAUUGUUCAAGAUACAAAAAAAAAAUAAAACUAUCCACCUAAUCGUAAGUCAAUUAUCGUAGAUUGACGAUAGAAUUGAUAUCUGUAAUGAAACCGUCGAGUGAUAUAUCAAGUAAUAUCAAAUUCGCUUGAUGCUUUUAUUGCACGUUUUGAAUUUCUACUACGGAGCCUGUUGUACUUAAUUAUAAAUAUAUAUAUAUAUAUACAUAUAUAUAUAUAUAUAUAUAUAUAUAAAUCUUGGUAUUUGCAUAUUUGAUCAUUAGUGAGCAAAAACGAUAAAAGUGAAU
Pseudomyrmex gracilis is the source of this 4355-nucleotide messenger RNA. RefSeq names its product aftiphilin (gene Afti). Gene Ontology annotation, cellular component: trans-Golgi network membrane; AP-1 adaptor complex. The record is from RefSeq and is a predicted model, not a curated record. Gene Ontology annotation, molecular function: clathrin binding. Lineage: Eukaryota; Metazoa; Arthropoda; Insecta; Hymenoptera; Formicidae. Gene Ontology annotation, biological process: intracellular transport. Bases 288 to 3257 code for a protein of 989 amino acids. The transcript has 8 exons.